Podarcis lilfordi (Lilford's wall lizard) is the source of this 2664-nucleotide messenger RNA. Lineage: Eukaryota; Metazoa; Chordata; Lepidosauria; Squamata; Lacertidae. The record is from the annotation of a GenBank genome assembly.
AUGUGCAGACUGUAAGUACCAUUCCUUUGCUUUCUCUUGGUCUCCUGGGGGUGGGGUGUGAGUCCUGGGUCCCCUCCACAGCUUUAGCUCUCUGGUCCACCAGGGGGCUUCAUGGCUGAGUGGAGAUUUGAACCCUGCUCUCCCAGGUCCUCCCAGUCCAGCCCUCCAACCACUCCAGCUCUGCCUGGCUCCAUUUUGCAUCUCUCCAGCUGCCCUACAACAUUGGCCUUCUCCCCCUUCCUGGGGGUCUCUCUGGCUCCAAGAAAGACUCUACCCCCUUCCUCAUGUUCUGCUCCUCUUCUGGGACACCUUGAUGCUUGGAGGACCCUCCUAGGGGUCUCCUCCCUCUCCAGGAAGGGCAGGGCUGUCCUAAGAAGACGAGGCAGAGCAGCUCUUUGACAGCUGGCAAUGCUUGUCUUUCCUUUGGGCUGGAGUUCUUGAACCCAUAGCACUAGGGACCUCCUUUCUCUCUCUGCCAGCCAUUCGUGCUCUGGGCUGCCUCUUUCCAGCUCUGGCGAUGACCUUUCAGGUCACAGAACUGCAGAGAGAUGGCAGGAAUUGGGCCAGACGCCCCUCCUCACACACACACACACACACACGAAUUGGGGCUGCCAGCUUCUGAGUCGCUCUCUCUGCUCGUCUCUUCUAGGUUCAGGUGCCUAAGGCGGCUGAUCAGCUGCAACAAGGUAGCCCCCUUGGAAGUCCUGGAGCAGCCCGCGGUGUCAGGUGAGCAAGUGGCCCUCCUUUUGGGGACGGAGGAGGGCAGGAAUGGGCUAGGGGUGCAUCUAGUAAAAAGAUGCACAGAGCCAGAUGGCUGGAUCCAACCUGCCUAUCUGCGACAGCAUCUGGAAACCCAAUGCCCCCCCCCAGCGGUGGGGUCUGUUGGAGGAAGCAGGGGGCUGGGCUGUUGGGCACGGCAGGGGGACAGUUGUCAGUGGGAGGGGCAUCUUCCCUGGGGAGCCAUGUUCUGGGGGCAGGAGGUCAGGAUUGGCCCCCAAGGCCUGGGGUGUCCCUCUCCUGUAGUAGGACUUGGAAUCCAGGAGAAAACUCUUGGAAAAGCCUUGCAAGGGGCUCAGGGAGGAACUCACCUGUCCCCAUGUCCUUCUCUUUGCAGAUGUGCUAGGAAUCCACAUCCCUUCCGCUGUGGUGAGUAUUGGAUAAAACUAGAGCAGGGAGGGGAUCCCUCAGACCUGCCCCCCUCUUGCACUCCACUCUGCACUCUCAGAUGUGGAGGAGCCGUCCCCCCACAAGGAACUGACAGCCUGACUUUUGCCUUUCAGCUGCUAGACAAAGAUCAGCUUUAUCUCCUGGGCAUCAUCCAGGACUGCCAGGCAGCUCGGCUCAGGGGGCUCCGAACCCUGAAGUACUCCAAGGAGGAGACUGCCAAAGCCAUUCUGGUGAGUGGUGGGUGGUGUGAGGGACCCCUAUGGGGAGGGAGGGGCAGAGAGGGGCUGGCGUUUGGGGUUGGAGCCGUCCUCUGGAGACUCCCGGAAGGAGCUGACCUUCCUCCUCUGCUCUCUUCCAGGCCAUCCUCGGCCACUUGGAGUAGUUCAGGGAUCGCCCCCUGAGCCUGGCCCUGGCCUUCGAGGCCCUCCUGCAGUUGAGGUGAGCGGGGUCUUUGGGCUGGGCGGGGCUGCAGGGGGUGGGGGGGCAGAACUUCAGGGGGAACUUUGGGUGGGCAAGAGCAGGCAGCAGGGAAAGGGGGGCAAAAGAGACUUGGAGGAGGCAGCGUCUAACCCCUUCCCUUUCUCUCUCCAGUUUUAUGAGACCCCACUUCAGUCCCUCUAUGGUCAGUGCUAUCCUCCAUAGAACAACAGAGGCAGUUCUGGGGAGCGCAGAGGAGGACAAAGAGGUAUGUCCUCCGCUUUAAGUUCUCUUUGCACAGCUCUUUCUUCUUCCCACACUCUUACAAAAUUUAACCCAGCAGCACUCAACCUCUCUUCUCUCUUUUCCCACAGGGACUGAAGAGGCCAUUCCAGAGCCUGCUGGGGGGUCUCCUCCUAGAAGCCCCCAAUACUGGCACCCUUCUCCAGUUGCUUACUGUAAGUAUCCUGAUAGCAUCAGAAGUGCUUUUAGGGUUGCCCCGCUGUCCCUUACCCAACUAACUGUCCCAUUUCUUUCAUCCCGCAGGACCUCCGAUGUUACGCCCUUUUGGGGAGUGAAGACCAAAGGAAAUUAGCGGCCAGCCGUGUAUCCCUGCUGCUGGCCCUUUCACGAAGAUUCCCGAACCUCAGAGUAAGUAUUUUGCCUUCCUGUAUUCAGUUCUUUGGUUGCUUCCAUCCUUCCUGGGUGGGGCUGCUUCUCUUACACCCAUCCAGGGUGGGGUUCAUAGUGUCAACUGACUCAUAUUUGUCUUUCCUCUGCAGAACACAGUAAAUCGGCCGGAGCUGGCUUGUUUCAGGAAUAAUCUGAAAGAAGGUAAGCCCCACACCUUGGGGACAGUGAACUCCCUUGUCCCUUGUUUGCCCAAGACACACCUCCCAGGUCUUCUUGCUGGGAGUCCUGCAGGACCUGCUUCCUGCUUGGCAGGCCUUUCCCACCUGGCCUGGGAGGGCAGCGCCUAGACUGACUCCAGCUAUAAAAAGCAGAGAGGACUGAACAUAUUUUCUCUCUCUCUUUUUCAUUCUUUUCCAUCCAGAUGACAUAAUCAUCGAAGAGUUAUGA